Molecule: messenger RNA, 132 nt
Organism: Entrophospora sp. SA101
Lineage: Eukaryota; Fungi; Glomeromycota; Glomeromycetes; Entrophosporales; Entrophosporaceae
Source: the annotation of a GenBank genome assembly
AUGGUUAAAAUAAGACUGGAAAAGACAAAUAAAAAUAUUUCUAAACGUAUUAAAGUAAUAGAAGCAUUUGCAAAAACUUCUUCAAUUGACAGUCUUAAUCAAAAUAUUACAGCAUCAAAGGGAACAAUAUGA